AUGCUUUAACCAAAAAUGAUAGAAUUAGAAAAUUAACUUAACUGCAGUUAAAAUCAUAAUUAACCAAUUCUCAUGGUUAAAUUUGAUAAAAAGAUAAAGAUGGGAGAACGUCUUUUGUGUGCACAUUGUUUAGAGAAUUUUGAAUAAGAAAGUAAAUUAAUUGGAUUUAAAAAGGCACUUAAAAUGAUUGAAGAAAAAUAAUAGUCUAAAUUAGACAAUAUUUAAGAAUUGAUAAAAGCCAAUUAGGAAAUGGUGGAAUCAUUGAUCAACCAAAUUCAAAAAUUAAAAUCAGACCUUAAUUAAUAUUUAGAUGAAUUGUUAUCUUAUUCUAUUGAUUGGAUUAAAAACCUUAAUAAUAUUGGGUUAGCUAGUUCAUCAUAUAGUUUUCUUGAUGAAUUAGAAUUAUUAAUUAAUAAUCCCAAGGAUAAUCUCAUUAAUUUAGAAUCAAUUAUUUAAUAACUUAAAUUACUUAAUAAUUCACUGAGUGCCAAAAUUAAUAUCAAAAUAUCCAAUCUUAAAAACUAAGAUUUAUAUUCAUAAUGCGAAAAAAUUUUAUCAAAUUUAAAUUUUUUCCCUCAUCUGAAAUUAUUUGAUGAUUCAAUUAAAUAAGAAGAUUAAUGUUAUGCAUUUUCAUUUAAUGUUUCUGAUUCACUUAUGAUAUCAGCAUCUGGUUGUUAAAUUAAAGUAUGGGAUUUUGUUCGUGGAAUUUUGAAUGAAAUUACAACUCUUAGCCUACACACUGGCCCGAUUACUUGUCUGUAAUUUAGUAAAAAGAACAAUUGUUUUCUAUCAACUGGUUUUGACAAAUAAAUCUGUUGUUGGAAUUAAAUAAAUGAUAAAGAAUGGAAGAAUUCCUAAUUCUAUAAAUAACAUACUGAUUGCAUAGAUUGUUUGAUUUUAAAUAAAUCUGAAGAUCAACUUAUUUCAGGAGGAAGAGAUCAUUCAAUUAAAGUUUGGAAAGUUGAUUUUUUAUAGAAUCAAUUAUACUAUUUAUAUUCAUUGGAUAAGCAUACAAAUGGUAUUUAUAGUUUAUGUUUAAAUUAAUCUGAAAAUACUUUGGUUUCUACUGAUUGCUUUUAAAUCAUAAUUUGGAAGAAAGAUAAUAAACAGAAAUGGUAAUUUGAAAAUUAAAUUACAUAAAAUUUACAAUUCAUUGGAUCUAGGUUGUAUUUUAUAAAUAAUCAAUAACUAAUUUUGGCAACAAGAAACGAAGUAAAAAAUUAUAUCAGCAUUUUAUAAUUGGAAAAUGGCUAACAAUUUAAUGAAAUUGUUGAUUUAAAAUUAAUUGAAAAUAAUUAAAUUAGAGAUGUAAAUUUAUUUCCUAUCUGUUAUAACAAAGAAUAGAAUUUGAUGAUCUUUAAACAUAAAUUAAAUGUUUACUUGAUAAAAAUAUUAAAGGAUGGUAAUUUAGAAGUACUUACAGAGAUGAAUUAUUCAACAACAUUUAUUUUUGGAAAAUUAACAAAUGAUGGAAAAUAUUUAAUCAUUUGGGAAGAAGCACGAAAAAAAUUUGAUAUCUAUGAAUUAUAAAUCAUUUGA
Molecule: messenger RNA, 1539 nt
Organism: Paramecium pentaurelia
Lineage: Eukaryota; Ciliophora; Oligohymenophorea; Peniculida; Parameciidae
Source: the annotation of a GenBank genome assembly